Molecule: messenger RNA, 579 nt
Organism: Rhipicephalus sanguineus (brown dog tick)
Lineage: Eukaryota; Metazoa; Arthropoda; Arachnida; Ixodida; Ixodidae
Exons: 5
Coding region: 193-510 (105 amino acids)
Source: RefSeq, a predicted model, not a curated record
UGAGCGAGGAGGAAAGGCGGAAAUGUUCACAGUUUCGCGGUUGGUGUCACGCGCCGUGAUCAAGGCCACCGGAGAGCCGACCCGCUUAUAUAAACGCACACGCAAUGGUUCUUCCAUUGAGCUUUCGCUUAAGAUUGUGCAGCGCCUGUGUGACAUUGUCGCUGUCCCGUACAAGUCGUCAUCCGACGCAACAUGAAGGUUCUGCUCAUCUGCGGACUCGUCCUUGUAGGAGCUUUCCUUGCCGAUGCUGCUGGUGGUAAAGAACUAUGCGGGCUCAGCAAUGAUGAAAUUAAGGGGGUUCUAAGCUGCAUGGCAGAACGCGCACCCCCGCAGGUCAAGCCAAGGGCAUUGGAGAUCCUCGGAGAGAGAGGAGACAAGGCCGCUGACCUUAUUAAGACGAAAUGCGAGGCUGACGUGGACUUUGGCGAGCUGAUUAGCACAGUGUUCUCGGAGACAGUUGCAAACGGCAUUAAGGCGGCCUACGCUCAGUGCAAGCCUGCAUCUCGCUAGGGGGCUAGCCGUUGCAAUGGAGCUUCGGAAGUGGAGAACGCCGUCCGUGAAAAUGCAUUUUUACGGUAA